Molecule: messenger RNA, 1810 nt
Organism: Triticum aestivum (bread wheat)
Lineage: Eukaryota; Viridiplantae; Streptophyta; Magnoliopsida; Poales; Poaceae
Product: CBL-interacting protein kinase 31
Exons: 14
Coding region: 203-1639 (478 amino acids)
Biological process (GO): protein phosphorylation; signal transduction
Molecular function (GO): ATP binding; protein serine/threonine kinase activity
Source: RefSeq, a predicted model, not a curated record
CCCCGCGACUGCGAGCUUCUCCCUCCCUCCCUCCCUCAUCAUCCCCCCAUCUCCAUCCCGCACGCGCUGGCUGCUGGUGCUGGCUGCCUCCUUCUCCUCCCUCCUCGUGAGCCGUGGCCCCCUCCUCUCCGUUCCUCUCCCCGGCGGCGACUCUCCGAACAAGGUCUUCGGAGACUGGCUUGAGGAAAGACUGACCUGGAGGAUGUACAAGGCAAGGAGGCAAGCCUCGCUCAAGGUGCGGCGACGAGUCGGCAAGUAUGAGCUCGGGCGGACCAUCGGGGAAGGGACGUUCGCCAAGGUCCGGUUCGCCAAGGACACCGAGUCUGGGGAUCCUGUCGCCAUCAAGAUCCUUGACAAGGCCAAGGUUCACAAGCACGGGUUGGUCGAGCAGAUUAGACGAGAAAUCUGUACGAUGAAGCUGAUACAGCACCCCAAUGUUGUCCGCCUCCAUGAGGUCAUGGGAAGCAAGGCGAGAAUUUUCAUUGUUCUGGAAUACGUUACGGGUGGGGAGCUCCAUGAUAUCAUCGCCGCCCGUGGGAGCUUGAAGGAGGAUGAAGCCCGCAGAUACUUUCAGCAGUUGAUCAACGCUGUUGAUUAUUGCCAUAGCAGGGGUGUAUACCACCGAGAUCUGAAGGUACAUCGCCGACCACUCAACCCCUUGGUUCCAAUUUAUGUAUCUGGUUUAGCGAAACAUGAAACUGACAAAUGGAUGUUUUAUGUAUGCCAGCUAGAGAAUUUGUUGCUUGAUACUGCUGGGAACCUCAAAGUCUCAGACUUUGGCUUGAGUGCGAUAUCUGAGCAGGCGAAGGCUGAUGGGUUACUACAUACUACCUGUGGGACACCGAACUAUGUUGCUCCCGAGGUUAUCCAAGAUAAGGGCUAUAAUGGUGCGCUUGCAGACCUUUGGUCUUGUGGGGUAAUUCUUUUUGUGAUGCUUGCUGGAUAUCUGCCUUUUGAGGAUGACAACGUCUCAGCCCUUUAUAAAAAGAUCUCUGGAGCUCAGUUUACUUGUCCCUCUUGGUUUUCUGAUGGAGCUAAAAGGCUGAUUCCCAGGAUUCUGGAUCCCAAUCCUUCUACUCGCAUAACUAUCCCACAACUAUUGAAAGACCCAUGGUUCAAAAAAGGAUAUAAGCCACCUGUUUUUGAUGAGAAACAUCAAACUAGUUUGGAUGAUGUUGAUGCUGCUUUCGGAGACUCAGAAGAAAAACAAGUUGAGGAGGAAAUGGAAGGGCAGCCAGCUUCGAUGAACGCAUUCGAGUUGAUAUCACUGAAUAAAGGACUGAACCUACGCAAUUUUUUUGAAGCUGAUAAGAAGUACAGAAGAGAAACAAGAUUUACAUCGCAAUGUCCUCCUGAAGAAAUCAUCAGUCGGAUAGAAGAGGCUGCUAAGCCACUUGGCUUUGACAUCCAAAAGAAGAACUACAAGAUGCGAAUGAAGAACCUAGAAGCAGGAAGAAAAGGAAACCUAAAUGUUGCAACUGAGGUUUUCCAAGUGGCUCCAUCUUUGUUUGUUGUUGAGCUGAAAAAGGCAAAAGGAGAUACUCUGGAAUUUCAGAAGUUCUACAAAACACUCUCUGCACAGAUAAAGGAUGUUGUUUGGGUUUGCGAGAGUGAGGCUGAAGAAAGAGGCUCCACAUGAGGCAGCUGCAGAGUGUCUUUCUCAGGAAGUAGUAUUUUAGGUUCUCAUGUAUAUAGUUGUUCGUUGUUCUUUGUAGAUUCGUCGGGUGCUCGAUGUAUAUAGAGCUUUAGGCUGGUUCAUGACUUCAUGGUCUAGAAGCAGAUGAAAUAUAUACCAGUAGGUUCAAGUGCC